Messenger RNA from Penicillium cataractarum, 1602 nucleotides. RefSeq lists its product as uncharacterized. The coding region runs from base 1 to 1602 and encodes 533 amino acids. Lineage: Eukaryota; Fungi; Ascomycota; Eurotiomycetes; Eurotiales; Aspergillaceae. The transcript is spliced from 2 exons. The record is from RefSeq and is a predicted model, not a curated record.
AUGAACACUUACGCCUCUCUGAUAACGGGACUGAAACACGUCUCGCCUGCGAAAGACCUCAAUCCCGGCUGCCUUUUCAUUGUCCGGUACAAGAACAGAGCCCGCAAUUACAACACAGACCUCUGGAUUGCGGUGCUGCUUCCGGAUGACUUCCAGGCUGCGUUUGGCCUCCAAAGGCCGCCCAAAGGGGCGAAGCCAGCAUCGGGCGAGUGGACUACAGAUCCUGACAAGCGCGUAUACCCGGCCUAUCUUCCUGGAGUAAAUCUAUAUCGCUGGGUCCACGUUACUGACUUGUUUGUACUCACAAACAAGCCUCCUCACAUUUUCGUCCAAACCCCCAGUCGUUAUCACAAAAAGGAGCUCAAGGUCUACCGUGACCUACUCGCGAUAAUCGACAAGGAACCCGGUAUAGAAUUCUGGAAAAGCAUGGCCAAAAAAGAGUCAUUGGCGAAGGGCAAGCGCGGCAAAAAUGUUGAACUUGUACUCCCUGAUGGCUUCGAGGACAUACUUGAAGGGAUUCCCACCCUUGGCGAUGACGAUUCGGAUAACGAUGCCAGCGAUGCCAGCGAUGCCAGCGAUACCAGCGACGCGGAAAAUCAACCAGACGUAGCGGAGCUUGAAGGAGAGCCGCCGCGCAAGGUGCUAGCAGUGACUGGCUCAUUCUCUUCAUCAAAGGGUCUGGCUGGCCCCUCUCGUCAACGUGAGAAGAGUCCGAAAUCUCUCACUUUCCCAGGAGAGAAAACCCCAUUCCCCAGCUUCCACGUUGGAACGUCUGAAUUAGCUGGAGGCUCCCAGUUUGCGCAAACUACCUCAAUGUCAACCAAAGCAAGAACCCAGGUCUCAGGGAAGGGUGCGCUGCUUAAGGUGGAGGAAAAGCCCGUCGAGGGUGUCAACAAUGCCUUACUCGAGCAGCAAAGCUCGGUCUUCGAACAGACUUGGACUCUAGCGGCCAUGAUUGAGCAUAUUCUCCUAGGAAAAGAGAACUCACAGGGACUCCUUGCCGUAUUCCGUGACAUUUCCACUGUUCAAGAGCCCGAGUCUGGCAAGCUGAUAUCAUUCCUCAAGACUCAAGAAUUCACUCCUCAUCUACUGAGGACGUCUCUCGCCCGACAAGGAAACUCUGGAGAAGGCGAAGAGUUUGAAAUCGGCGACUGCCUCGGGAUCCACCGCCAAUUCCAGCUUCACGGAGUUACAAACUCUACGGAUCUUCACGAGCAGAUCGCUCAGCUGGGAAGACUCUAUUCCUAUGCCCGUCGCCUGAACAUGGUUGACCUUGUGGAAAAGAUCACGUUCAAAUUACAAGCUGCCUGGAAUUCUUACCCGGGCCUGUCACAGCUAGAAUCUUUGCUGGACGUGACUGCAAUGGCAUUUAAGGAUUCCACCUGCACUGAUCACUUCCAGGAUUGGCUGGUGAAGUUCAUUGCCGAUACCCUGGACUUGAUCUUCUACCAGUGCCCCCAUCGUUACUGGGCGCUUAUGAGGGGCCAACCUGAUCUCUACAACUCUGUCACCCGAAUGCGCUCGGAGCUGAACCGCAAAAUCCCAGAGAGACAUGCUAAUCCCCGAGAUCAGAUCCGCCAACGCGGCAUCGAUGAUUUCUGA